GUUCAUAAUUUACACGUGAAGUCCUCAAGCGAGUCUAGCUGCGAUAUUUCUGACUUUGUGGGUAACUUUUUAGUGAUCGAUCGGUAGUUUGUUUGGGAAAGAAUUGUCAUCGUGAGGCGUGAGAUUAAACUGGACGAGGCAGCAAAUUAGCAGAGUGAUGUCUCGACCAAAACGACCCGUUAACGGCCGAAUUUCGGUUCAUACGUACGAUAUUGUGGACGAGUUAUUGGAGGACAAUGGUAAACAUGAACUCUCCAAGCAUAAUCACAGACGAGCGGUUUCGGCGUCGUCAGUCGAAAGACCAAAACCUUUUGGAUCGUACUCGGAAGUAAGAGCUUCUAGUGCCAAGUCAGCCUGUCCUUCAGACCACACUUUCAGAAUUCAAAGCUGGUUGAAUGAAAAAUCCGUUCGAAAUAUUCAGGAAAGGACCGACUUUGAGUCACGAGCCACUAAAAAGAUGUACACGACGCUCCUUGAUAAUGAGAACACUUUUGUAAAGGAUGUUGACAGCUUUAUUGACCAGAAAGAGGCUCUUGACAGAAGAAAGAAAGAAAUGCUUUUCAAGAAAUGGAGUGAGCAAGUAUACAGUCCUGUCAGGGAAAAAAUAGACGAAGAAAUGAAUGGCCCAAACUACAGACACUUGGAUAGAAGGAAAAGGACUAUUUACAAGAAAUACCUAGAUUAUAGUAACAAGAAGGGUGUAGUAUUCCUAGAUGUGAUGUCUCCUGAGGAAUAUGAUCCACUAGUUCUUAAUGCUAACCGGCCUGCACCCUUAAAGGCAAUAACACAGAAACUAGAUGAUCCAUUAUUAUCUCAAGGAACUACAAGAUUGGAGGAAGAUCGUACAAUGGUGAGGUGUAUCACAGGAGAUACAAUGAGUGACAAACAAAUCGAGGAAAUCCACCUCCCUCCAGCCCCAUUGGUGCCUCUGGGUCGACAUGGCACUGAGUGUAACACUUGGCUAAGAAUGCAAUUACAUGACAUUGACAGUGGUGUUAGGAAAAGAAGCAGGCUUCGUAUGAAAGGACUCUACAAUGACUCAGAUAUUGACUAUGAAGAGUGGAGAAAGCUGGAAAGGAAUCCUGACACUAUCGACGUUGAAUUAAGAUCACAGAAGAGACGACUGUUUAGAGAAAAACAUGCUACCACCCUUCAGUUUGACUGGCCUGAGCUGCCCUCCAUCAGUAAAAAUACCACAUACCAUCCACGCAUACCCAAUGUCUUGCCACUGGGCACUAGUUUUGAAUAUUAUCCAGAGCUUAGUGCAUCAUUUUGACAACAGUUAAAAAGAAAAUUUACAGAAGGGGAGAGGGUCUAUGGUUCUCAAAAAUGUUCAUGUGAAUUUAAAAUAUUUUAAACAAUUUUAAACUCCACAAUCUUUUCAUGGAAAAAUAUAAGACUUUUUAGAAGUAAAAGCAUUUUGUAAAGAAGUACAGUGAAGUCUAUUUUUAGAGGAUUUUUUCCAAGUUAUGAACACAGCAAAUCACAUUUAUAUUUAACA
Messenger RNA from Stylophora pistillata, 1501 nucleotides. Its product is annotated as protein FAM228B. The record is from RefSeq and is a predicted model, not a curated record. Lineage: Eukaryota; Metazoa; Cnidaria; Anthozoa; Scleractinia; Pocilloporidae.